Messenger RNA from Blastomyces dermatitidis ER-3, 2586 nucleotides. RefSeq lists its product as uncharacterized. The coding region runs from base 1 to 303 and encodes 100 amino acids. The record is from RefSeq and is a predicted model, not a curated record. Lineage: Eukaryota; Fungi; Ascomycota; Eurotiomycetes; Onygenales; Ajellomycetaceae. The transcript has 2 exons.
AUGGACCAUGAGCUUCCGGGUUGUUCUAGACGAAAAGAGGGGCUUGUGCUGGCUGCGAGUUUUGCGCUCAAAGUGGCUGUUAGCAGCGACGGGGUUACUACACAACUGUACAGCGCCUGCAAGAUACCCCUGUUUCCUGCCAGGACGAGGGAGUUGUGCGGGAAAUACGAAAACACGAACGUGGUUCUUGUACCUUCUUCCUCCACUCAUACCAGGUUGGCCGGCUUUGAGCGAGACUCUGGUAAAGAACUCUACAAAUUUGAUGGUAAAGAUAGCCAACUCCUUGUCGCUGUAGUGCGGUAAAUGGAGGGGAACCCCCGGCUCCCUGUUCAAAAAAUGCAUGAAGGGACUAUAUAUGUCAAUUGCAUGCUCGUAGCCUCUGCAGAAUACCAAUUUAUAUAAAGCUCCCGAGCAGACGAAAAGAAAGGAUAUAAAACCAGCAAAUGAACCGCGCCCAAUUAACCUUCAGCUUUUCUUUCGGCGAUUUGCUUAAGCUGACACACGAACGCUCUCUGUUUAGACUGUCUUAAACUUCGCAGGGCCGGCCCAAAGUCUCAUUCGCUUCCCGUAAAUCUGUAAUCCUAAAACCAUCAAAAACGCAAAGCCGCAAAUGCCCGUCAUCGUCCCGAACUGACGAAUGGUGCCCUGUUCAUUCGCCCAUCGAACCAUGAAAUAGCUGACAACAAACCCACCAGUCGUACGCCCGAAAUUGAUCCACGCAGCCACUUCUCCACUGGCUUCGGGGUAGCUGUCUAGCACAUAGGCAUUGACUGCAACAGUCGUGAUCAUAAUUCCGAAUACAUACAGACCCCAUCCUAGCGAAGCUAGCAUAUAGUGAUACUCCCUCUCUAGUGCGAAGCCGAGCAGGAUCAAUCCCGCGCACAUGAAGGGGGUCGCUAUCCAGGUUGCUAUGUAUCUGGCUUCGGGCUCCAGACGGCCAUUGUUGCGCCGUGCGGCCAAUCUAGCAAUGAUGUCAUGCAGCCAGUGGCCCGCGAUUUCACCGAGGAUGGCGCCAGUGACGGGAGUAAAGUCCAAAGCCGUAAAGGGGACCAAGGAAAAUGGAGAGAGUAGUGUUAAUACCAACAACCCAGGCGAAUGUCAAUAGAUAAUACAUCAUGGAAAUGAAGACGGGUGGUUUGCAGAUGAUGAUAAGCGGACGCAUGCAGGCAUCUUUGAACGUAUUGCGCAAAUGGCGUGAAUGCCACUGCUCGAUUCCAACCAUUCGCUUCCACUUUGGUCCGCGAUGUGGCUGCUGAGAUUCGGGGAUCUUGCGAUCAUAGUAUGUCUCGUCGAUGUAGAAGACGAUGAGGACUAAGCACAAAGCUGUCAUUAUCGAGUAAACGCCGAAGGCCCAUUGCCAUAUCUGUGUGUUGAUGAUAAAGGCUGUGAAGAGCGGGCCGAGAUACGGAGAGACAAUGAUGAAGCUGGACCAGAUAUUGAUUUUUCGCGCAUGUUCAUGGAAGAAAAAGAGGUCUUUGAUGAACAUGAGACCACCCUGGAAACAUCGCUUUUAGCUAUCUGGACUUCAAGGAAUGAAUGCUGCUUGCGAUAGGAAUUGAACUAACCCCUUGAGCCACAGUGGAAAAAAAGCCAUUGAGAAUCCUAGCAGCCUACACAGCGCAAAAUUGUUAGAUAUGGACACCAUUCCAGUUUCCAUUGGUUAUAGAUUGACAUACCAUGAAGGAUUCAAAUGUCUGGGCCGCUGUGCACCAAACAGCAGUCGCAGUCGCAAUGACCGCAAACCAGAAAAAGACGGGGUACCGGCCGAAGUACGCCGCCAAAGCCACGACGAAUACACCUCCGGCACCCAACAUGAAGACAUUUCCGACCUGUGAAUGGUUUACCUCGUCUGGGGUCAUAUUCCAGAUCCUAGAUUUUUAUACGGAAUUAGGCUGUUUGUUUCUAAAAGUUUGACUAUUGAGAUGUUAUAUCUUACACAGCCUGCGGAAGCAGUGUCACGGCUCCCGUUGCGCUUCCAUAAUCAGGAAGGAAUGCGGUCAUGGAUAUAACGAUGAGAAUGAGGUGUUUCCUCCCCCAUGACCAGUUGAGGGGAUCCAAUGGAGAUGUCGAUGGUUGGGGGAUGAGGAUUGUACGGCCAUCUUGAGCGGUCUUCAGAUCUCCCGCUUGCGCGUGGGAUGUGUCAAAAAGAUAGCCUUCCUUUCCAGCAGCAGCUUCAAGAUUGUCAAUUGCAUUGCUAGAACCGCCAACAGCUAUUUUGUCCUGGUCAGAGCUGCCGGAGGACGACUGUCUGGAGCUAUCCUGACCAGCCAUUGUUGUCUAUUCACACUUUUUUCUCGUUAGAGGAACAAUGAAAGAAGGGAAAAUGCACCAUUCAAAAAGAGGUGGUAAACGAGUGACGAGGAAAAAAUUAAAAUAGAGAAAAUAAAAAGGAAAAUAAGAAAAAAGAGGGGAAGGCGAAGACCAAAAAAAAGAAAAGAGAGAAGAAUAAAAACUCGAGCUCAUAGUACCAACAUUUACACGCUGCGGAUUAGAAUCCCGCAUUAUUCCUAGAAUCAACAGACGCCGCCACUACAUGCUGACGGACGAGGAGACAAGGGAUGCUGUCACAAACGAACCCAGGGGUCA